Messenger RNA from Drosophila innubila, 1022 nucleotides. RefSeq lists its product as uncharacterized. Gene Ontology annotation, molecular function: DNA binding. The coding region runs from base 132 to 944 and encodes 270 amino acids. The record is from RefSeq and is a predicted model, not a curated record. The transcript is spliced from 3 exons. NCBI's taxonomy places the organism in Eukaryota, Metazoa, Arthropoda, Insecta, Diptera, Drosophilidae.
UGUUGUUGUUGUUGUUGUUAUUAUUAUUAUUAUUAUAAUUAUCAUUAUUAGUACUAAUAUUAUUGUUGUGGGUUUUGAUUUCGGCUCCGUACCACUUUAUCCGUUUUGUGGCUAAUAAUUGUUGACUGAAGAUGUCGAUUCGAAAAUACAAGAAUCCAGUUAACAAUCACUUCAUCUAUAAUGAUGACAUACGCAAGAGCACAUGCAAAAUCUGUUAUUUCGAUAUGGCUGGAAGGCAUUCGGAGAAUCUGAUGCGGCAUCUAAUGCGCAAACACCCGGCCACGUAUGCCGAGGUGAUGAUAGAGAAACAACGCCGUCGAACCGCUAACUUAAAUCAAAGCGGUUCAACGACAGAUACUACAUCCAGUCCGUUGUCAUCCAUGUUUAAAUUUGAAACGGAACCACAUAAAUUUCUGAUUAAAUCGGAAAAAUUGGAAUUCAGACUCAAUGAACCUCUCCAACAUCAGGUGACCAAUUCCGAUACUUUUUCAAAUGAAUACGAGGACGAGGACGAAGAUCAAACGGGAAAUGGACAAUUUGAGAGCGUUUACCUUGCAAAAGCGGAGCUACGAGACGGUCAAAUGAAUGACUCCAAUGAAUCUCUCUCAUAUCAGGAAAGUCACCCCGAGGAUAGUGAAUUUAUCAUAAGCAAUUUGCCACCACAAAACUCUGCUACUGCUGAAACUCAUGUUGCAACUGCAACUGUUGCCAAUGCCGUUGCCACGUCCAAUGCCACCUCGUCUGGAUCCUCGACUAUAGCGACAAUUGCUAGCCCUAACCCAGAUGAUGCCUUCUUUCUGCAAUAUCUGGGCAAUAAGUUCGGAAAAUACUCUGCGAAUACCAAAAAUACCGUACAAUUCCAUAUUAAUCGCAUUCUCUAUAAGGCCGAUAUGGGUUGUUACGAUAAUGCUGAUGCAUCAAAGGUAUCAGAAACGGAUAUUUAAAUUGUCUGAUUAACUUAAAUGUUAUUCGAAUAUAUGUAUAAAUAAUAAUAAAAAUCACGUUAUGUAGAUAUAAUUAAA